Pygocentrus nattereri (red-bellied piranha) is the source of this 2319-nucleotide messenger RNA. Its product is annotated as proteinase-activated receptor 2-like. Gene Ontology annotation, molecular function: thrombin-activated receptor activity. Gene Ontology annotation, biological process: thrombin-activated receptor signaling pathway; phospholipase C-activating G protein-coupled receptor signaling pathway; blood coagulation. The record is from RefSeq and is a predicted model, not a curated record. NCBI's taxonomy places the organism in Eukaryota, Metazoa, Chordata, Actinopteri, Characiformes, Serrasalmidae. The transcript is spliced from 3 exons. Gene Ontology annotation, cellular component: membrane. The coding region runs from base 276 to 1487 and encodes 403 amino acids.
UACAUCCUGCUGACAAGGAACGGAAGCUAGAAGCCACCAGAGUUCACCAGAGUACAGUCAGCCUGGUUAUUAACGAUGGAAGAGAGAAGAGAGGGACUGACUGGAGCGAUUAACUCAGGAAGGAGAAGAGCAGUCAUUAUCAGGGUCACAUGACUCUGCUCCUCCACCGCAGGCGAGUCAGGAGCUGCAGACAUGCGAGAUCAGGAAGCACAGGCAGGUGAAGAGGAACCUCUCAUCAUUACAGCCUGGUGGUUCAUCUCUGGAUUCUCGUUCUAAUGGAUCCAGCCAGCACCGCCGAAUGUGUGUACGUCCCCUCAGACAAUCAAAGGUCGUGGAUCUAUUAUGGGUUCGAUGUUGUGGAGGAGAAUGCAGAGGGGGUGAAAGUGAGCAAUGCUUCCGGACCUGCUCUCAAAGGCGAUCUCACCACAGUCUUCCUCCCUGCCGUUUACAUCAUCGUCUUCAUUGUGGGGUUGCCCACCAACGCCAUGGCCCUCUGGGUGUUCCUCUUCAGGACCAAGAAGAAGCAUCCAGCGUCCAUCCUAAUGGCCAAUCUAGCGCUGGCUGACCUGCUCUUCAUCGUGUGGCUCCCACUGAAGAUCACCUACCACUUCAACGGCAAUGACUGGACCUUCGGGGAGCCGCUGUGUAAAGUCCUAGUGGGGUUUUUCUACGGGAAUAUGUACUGCUCCGCUAUCUUCAUAGCCUGCAUCAGUGUCCAGCGCUACUGGGGGAUUGUCCACCCACUUUCUCAGAAACUGAAUAACCGUGUAACAGUGUGUGUGUGUGUUUGUGUGUGGAUUGUAGUCUGGGUCCUCACUGUACCGCUAUACCUGUAUGACCAGACCGUUAAAGUCACCAAUAUGUGUAUUACUACCUGCCAUGACGUCACUCGCUUCAACCAAACACACUUCCCUGUUGGGUAUUUCCUGACCAUGGGCACUGUGGGAUAUGUAGUUCCCUGUGUGGUCUGUAUAGUGUCCUACCUGCUGACCUUCCUCUCCCUCAGGAGGUCCGUAACAGACAGCAGCAGCAGUAAGAAGAAAAGGAAGGCUAUAGUCCUCAUGGUUACUGUGCUGGUGAUGUUCCUGGUCUGCUUCACUCCCAGUAACAUCAUGCUGAUGGUCCAUUACUCUCUGCUGGGUGCCAAAAUUCCAAACAAUGUCUAUGGGAUCUACAUGGUUGCUCUGUGUCUGGGCAGCCUGAACAGCUGCCUGGACCCAUUCGUGUAUUAUUAUAUCUCGGAGGAGUUCAGAGAUCAUGUGAAGAACUCGCUGAUGUGCCGUAGUGAACGUACAUCCAAACAGAUGAAGGUUUCCUUCAGCGCUCUGAAAUUCUCAAAGAAGAGCAACACCUACACAUCUGACUCCGCCCACACCCAGAGCAGAGACUGCAGCUCUGACUCCGCCCACAUCCAGAGCAGAGACUGCAGCUCUGACUCCGCCCACACCCAGAGAAGAGACUGCAGCUCUGACUCCACCCACACAUAGGGUGCUACCUGCUAAGAUCAUGUCCAGCAAAUGAUGAACCUGCACCGCUCUGACCGACGUGUACCACUCCGUCAUUUAUGAGGAGCAGCUUGCUGGCUGUUGGUUGAGCUCUCUGGAGGAAAAAUCUCUGAGAAUCUUCAAAGCAGAAUGUCCAAUAAGCAGAGACCGCAUGUUAUGAUUAGUGUAUAUAUAUAGCAUAUCUACAUAAUGUGGAACUGAGUUGUGUUCAUGUAGAAUAUUUACAGUGUGAUGUGCUGAGCUGCUGCCAGUGUUCCUGCCCUGCUCUCUGUGUUUGAGCAGAACCGGGUCAGAAUGAGAGACUGUGGCUCAAACGGACCCCUACACCCUCAUUAGUGUUGUGCUGUGCAGGGGUGGAGGUGCUGGUAGAAUGCAGAGUGAAUUGCUGUUGGCAUCUUAAACUUGUCUUCAUUUGAAUGAUCCUUUAACGAAUGGCACAGUUUAAGUAAUUGUAACGUUUGCAUGUGUAGCUCUGAUGUAUGUCAGAGAUGCUUCUAUGGCUGCUUGGACACAGUGCCACACAAGGGUUGGAUGUUAAUCGCUAUGGUACUGAACCCAGAAUGCUUCAGGGCAGCGGGUAAAAGGGGUUUUCCUAUAGCUGCAGUAAGAUUAUAUAAUGUUCCCAUUAAAGUUCACCAGUAAACGCUGUGAAACCCGUUACUCAGAGGCCUCUGUGGUCGUCUGUACACAGAGCGUAAAUAACAGGACAGUAAGCCGAGAAUCACAUCCAACAAUGGUUCAUCAUUUGGAAAGCUUGUAUUCGCCCACCCCCUGCAGGGAGAACUGUCUACUGUACUGAGCAGCAGGAAACAAA